Molecule: messenger RNA, 3153 nt
Organism: Cyprinus carpio (common carp)
Lineage: Eukaryota; Metazoa; Chordata; Actinopteri; Cypriniformes; Cyprinidae
Product: choline O-acetyltransferase-like
Biological process (GO): acetylcholine biosynthetic process; neuromuscular synaptic transmission
Cellular component (GO): cytoplasm; neuron projection
Molecular function (GO): choline O-acetyltransferase activity
Source: RefSeq, a predicted model, not a curated record
AUGAUAAAAAAUUUACCUAAUUAAUUAUUUAAUAAAUUAUUAAUAAUUAUUAAGUAUUUAUGUGUGCUAAUUGCAUACAAACCAGAUUUUUCUUUAAAAGAAAUGUAGCUAUACAUAGGCCUAUUAUAAAUAGCAUAAACAUUUUGUUUAACAUAAAUGAUAAGCUGGUGUAGCACAAGGAAGAGCAGCAGCACCUCUGGAAACAGCUGCAGGAGCAUCAGCGCGUGUCCAGGGCGCGGGGGCGGAGUCACGGACACUGUCCGCCGCUGAAGACCGUAGACGCGCCGCUGGAGAGACAGACGCGUGACGGACGCACCGAUCAAACAGGACAGAGUUUGCAGUUUUGAGGAAUCAAACAUCUCUUCAGUGAUUGAGGACAAACUCAGUGAUGCCCGUCCUGAAGGAAACAGCCCAAGCCCACAGCCACUUCAAUAUGCUUCCCAAGCUCCCUGUGCCAGACCUGCAGCACACACUGGAUGCCUACCUAAGAUCCAUCAAACACCUCAUUUCUGAAAAGCAGUUCCAAAAAACAAAAGCUAUAGUGGAGACAUUCGGCAAACACGGAGGAGUUGGGGAAAGGCUGCAAAAACUGCUGCUAGAGAAAAGAGAAAAGACUGAGAACUGGGUGUUCAACUUCUGGCUGGAAGACAUGUAUCUGAAGAACAGACUGCCGCUUCCUGUGAACUCCAGUCCUGCGCUGGUUUUCCCCAAACAAUCCUUCAGAGACAUUAAAGAGUCUCUGGUGUUUGCUGCUCGUCUCAUUCUAAGUGUGUCUCAAUACAAGGCGGCGGUGGACGGGAAGACUCUGCUGGUGGAUGUCGCUCGCGGUCAAAAGGCUGACACGCCGCUCUGCAUGGAUCAGUACAAGUGUCUCUUCAGCUCUUACAGACGGGCCGGUCUCAAACUGGACACGCUCAUCACCGCGGACAGCACGUCUGACACGGGACACAUCAUUGUGGCCUGUAAAAAUCAGUUCUUUGCACUGAAUCUGAUGGAAGGAAGCUGUAAACUGAAUGAGGCAGAUGUUCAGGCUCAGCUGGAGUGGAUCUAUGAGCAGACGCUGAGCGUUGAGCAGAAGCAGCCGGCUGUGGGACUGCUGACCACCGAGGGCCGGACGGACUGGGCCCGGGCCAGAGACCAGCUGCUCAAAGAUCCAGUGAACAGAGAGUCUGUGGAGCUGAUGGAGCGCUGCGUGUGUGUCGUCUGUCUGGACGAUCCCACGGGACUCGAACCCAGUGACGCUAACAGAGCUGCACUGAUGCUCCACGGAGGAGGACACGAAAAAAACGGGGCGAACCGCUGGUACGACAAACCCCUGCAGUUUGUGAUCGGUGCAGACGGUGUUUGUGGGGUUGUGUGUGAGCACUCACCGCUCGAGGGCAUCGUUCUCGUGCAGUGCACUGAACACCUGCUGAAGAACAUACGGAACAACUCCUGGAAGCAGAGCUCUGGUCGGAGCGCGUCUGAACUUCCUCAGCCUCGUAGAUUACUGUGGAAAUGUUCCCCUCAGAUUCAGUGCGUACUGGCUUCUGCUGCGGAUCACCUGCACAGCCUCGUGAGGAAUCUUGACAUGAACGUUUUCACAUUUACGGUUUAUGGGAAGGAGUUCAUCAAGCAGCAGAAGAUGAGUCCAGACACGUUCAUACAGCUGGCUCUGCAGCUGGCCUUCUACAGAUGUCACAGAAGACUCGUGUUCACCUACGAGAGUGCUUCUCUCCGUCGCUUCCGGCAGGGACGUGUGGACAACAUCCGCUCCAGCACUCCUGAGGCGCUGGCGUUCGUGAAGGCCAUGACAGACGGAGGAACAUCCGCUCAGGACGCAGAGAAGAUGGAGAAGCUGCGAGCGGCUGUAGAUGCUCAGAGUAAAAUCACAGUUCUGGCCGUCACGGGGAUGGGGACAGACAAUCACUUACUAGGACUACGUGAAAUUGCCAAGGAGAUGAAAAUGGAGACACCAGACAUUUUCUCUGAUGAAACGUACCACAUCAGUAACCACUUCAUCCUGUCAACCAGUCAGGUUCCCACCACAGAGGAGAUGUUCUGCUGCUACGGUCCGGUGGUUCCUGACGGUUACGGCGUGUGUUAUGACCCACGGCCCGCUCACGUGCUGUUCUGUGUGUCCAGCUUCAAGGAGAGUAAGGAGACAUGUUCAGGGCUGUUUGUGAAAGCGCUGGACGAGGGACUGCAGGACAUGAGGAUCCUGUGCACUAAACACACUGAUCACAGGAACACGCCAAAAUAACAGCAUCAUGCUUUGAUAUCUGCUUAGCCCGACCUGUAAACUGUUACGCUGCUUUUAGAAUCGAAAUCUCUCUGACCAGAGACUGAAGGUGUGUUCAUUACAUACAUAUACUAUAUAUUGGCAUGUAUAUAUAUAUAUACAGACACACACAUAAAUAAUACAAUUAGCAUGGUAACAUAUUUAGAUACCUGUACUAAAUAUAGUUAUUAAUUAAUAGUUAUUUAUGUAUGAAUAAGCUUACAUACUUGUUAGUGAGUAGUCUGUAAAACCACACUUUAAUACAAGUAAUACUGCUAAUAUCUCCAUGACUAAAGAAACACUCACAUACUGUAUAUGUGAAUGUACAGUAUACUUUACAUACUACAAGAAAUGUUGCAUUUAAAGAACUUACACUUAACCUUCAAUUAACUUCAUAUGAAUGUGAAUAUCUGUGUGAAAGCACAGACUGUGUGUAGAAAUACUCGUUUAGAUGCACUGUGUUUAUUAAAUAUUGAAUUUAUUGAUAUAAUGUGUAUGUAUUUUGUGUGCUCAAACAUCAUAAAUAUAGGGAUUUUAAAUAUAUAUUUUAAAAUGUGCAAUAAAUUCAGUUAAAACUGCAAUAAGUUAAAUGCUGUGAGGUAGAUAUUUGCACUAGAGACAUAUGUACUAAUAAUCAUCAUCAGUAUGAACUCCUGACUCACAGGAACAGAAGUAUGUGAAUAAAUACUGUCUUGGUUUUUGUUUAACUUGUUUGUUAUUUACAGUAUGUAAUGAUCUCUGCUGCAUUAAUCUUUAACGUCUUCAUGAGUGCUCAUAAAAUGUAUUUUUGUAAGCUCUGUGCAUUUUACUCAUGUAUAAUUUGUUUGCCACUGUAUGUUACUGUAUAAGUGUGUGUCAGUAAAUUAUAUUGUAUGAAAUAUAAAUGAAUCAAA